GAUUUACUACUGAACUACCUCUUACAAUGUACCAGCAAAUUAUUGGUCGUUCCGGGCGACAGAUCAGCACUGUAGCCAGGAGAGCCGGGACAAACGAUAACUCCUCUAAUCGAACACAAAUAAACCCAUCCAUGUUGCGCAGACAGGGUCCUGCCUGGGUUCUUGCAGGGGGCGGAAUGGUUGCCACCUUGGAAGGUGUUUAUUUAAUGUUACGUUCGUUCCGACGCCUGAGAUACAUCUAGUCUGAGCCAAAGGUUGAAUGGUUAUAUGGCGAAUGGGGGACCUUCGUGGUCCAUUUCAGGAGGUGGAUGACAAAAAUGUCUCUACGAAUCACCUACACCGUCACUCACUAUACUUUGACUGUCGGAAAUUCGAGACCGUGUCAGCGUCAUUUGAGCUUCGGAAAAAGCGAACAAAACAAUAUGAUAAUGGAGCAUUGUACUGUGCACUAUAUACCAAGCAAAAAAUGUUCUUAUUGCUCCACAUACUUGCCAU
Molecule: messenger RNA, 495 nt
Organism: Aspergillus caelatus
Lineage: Eukaryota; Fungi; Ascomycota; Eurotiomycetes; Eurotiales; Aspergillaceae
Exons: 2
Coding region: 27-242 (71 amino acids)
Source: RefSeq, a predicted model, not a curated record